Penicillium argentinense is the source of this 1782-nucleotide messenger RNA. RefSeq names its product cryptochrome/deoxyribodipyrimidine photo-lyase family protein. Gene Ontology annotation, cellular component: nucleus; cytoplasm. NCBI's taxonomy places the organism in Eukaryota, Fungi, Ascomycota, Eurotiomycetes, Eurotiales, Aspergillaceae. The transcript has 3 exons. The record is from RefSeq and is a predicted model, not a curated record. Gene Ontology annotation, biological process: circadian regulation of gene expression; entrainment of circadian clock by photoperiod. The coding region runs from base 1 to 1782 and encodes 593 amino acids. Gene Ontology annotation, molecular function: FAD binding; DNA binding.
AUGAAAUCGGCUACCCCAGAGAAGGUAGUUCUAUACUGGCAUCGCACCGACCUUCGCCUCCACGAUUCACCAGCCCUGCACGCCGCCCUCGAACUCAAACCCCAGAUCUUCAUUCCGGUCUGGACCUGGGACCCACACUACGUCUACCGAUCCCGCGUGGGGCCCAACAGAUGGCGCUUCCUGCUAGAAUGCCAAAAUGACCUCUCGAAAUCCUACACUCAGCUCAACGCGAAGCAAAAGCUCUGGGUCGUGCGCGAAGCGCCGCAGACCGCGCUGCCGAAGUUGUGGAAGGCGUGGGGCAUAACACAUAUUGUCUUUGAGAAGGAUACGGAUUCGCUGGCGGAGCAGGCUGGCGUGGAGGUUAUGAUGAAGAUGGGAAGGACGCUUUUUGAUCCGGAUGAGUUGGUCAGUAAGAAUGGUGGGAAGGCGACGAUGAGUAUGGCGCAGGUUGAGAAGGCUGCCGGGAAGAUUGGUGAUGGGCAGCCGGCGAAGCCAGUUGAGGCACCGGAGAGUAUUCCUGAUCCGUGGGAUAAGGAUGGGAUGGAUCUUGGGAAGAUACAGCAGGAUGAGGUGAAGUCGGACCCGGAUUUGAAUGCGGAUCAUCGGACCAGCAAGGAUCAGCAGUAUACGCAGAUCAUGGGGCCGAAGGGGGACUUUGGAGUGCCAACUUUGGAUGAGAUUGGAAUUAGGUCGAAGAAUGUGUCGACACCGCACCAUGGAGGGGAGUCUGUUGCUCUGAAAAUACUGGCUGGGUAUAUCAAGGACGAGGAGUAUAUUGGUCGAUUCGAGAAGCCGAAAACGUCACCCGCCGAUUUCGAGCCCCAGUCCACAACGCUGCUCUCUCCGCAUCUUCAUUUCGGGUCUUUAUCUGUCCGGAAGUUCUGGUGGGAUGUUCAGGCGGUCAUGGAUGAGCGCAAAAAGUCCAAAAAGCACAAUGCGACCAUCCCGACCAAUCUACCGGGUCAAUUGCUCUUCCGUGAUAUGUACUUUGGCGCACAAGCGGCUGUUGGCGAGGCUUUCUCGCGGACGUACGGGAACCCAGUCGUCAGAUUCAUUGAUUGGCAUCUGCAAUCUAAGACUCCGGAAGAAUUGGCACAUGGGAAACCGGAGAUUAAAUUCUACGAGGUAGAUUCCUCUGAAGCAGAAGAAUGGUUUCUACGAUGGAAAGAAGGGCGGACCGGAUUUCCCUGGAUUGAUGCAUUGAUGCGACAACUCAAACAGGAAGGCUGGAUUCACCACCUUGGUCGACAUAGUGUCGCCUGCUUCUUGACGCGAGGAGGAUGCUAUGUGAGCUGGGAGCGAGGCGCUGAGGUCUUUGAGGAGAUGUUGAUUGACCAUGAAACGGCCUGCAACAUCGGCAACUGGAUGUGGCUCUCUUGCACGGCAUUCUUCGCGCAGUUCUAUCGAUGCUACUCACCCAUCUCGUUCGGGAAAAAGUGGGAUCCGGAGGGUGCCUUCAUCCGGCGAUACUGUCCGGAGCUAGCGAAGUUUGAUAAGAAGUACAUCUAUGAGCCGUGGCGAGCGCCCAUCGCGGAUCAGCGCAAGUGGGGAUGCAGAGUGACCGGGGAUGGCAGUAGUUCGACGAAUGAGGAUGGUACAAUUUACCCGAAACCCAUGUUUGAUUUUGAUGAGCGGCGGACUAUCUGUCUGGAUAGCAUGAAGAAUGCCUAUCACGUCGGGCUGCAUGGGAAUGACCGACAGGUGAAGGACGGGUCGUGGAAGAAAUCCUUUGGGUUGGAGGCCGAUAAACGACCUCGGAAGAAGCAGAAGACGGAGAAGUAG